AUGGGCGGCAAGAAGGGGGCCAAGGCGGAUCAGAAGGUGGAGCCGAAGGCGCAGACCGACGGCCCUCAGCUAAAGCACUUCGGUGAUCGCUUGUGCUUCUGCGCUAAGUGCCGCAACUGCUCCAAGGACAUGGCUUUUACGAACCCCACCGCCCUCCCCAAACAUGAUCGCCCCUUCAAGUUCACGUCUCUGGACCCGCGCGGGCCGCAGAAUGCGUGCGCGGAGUGCUACAACCAGAAAGAGACUUUGUCCCCGUGGAUGACUUGGGGGCAGUUCAACGACCUCGGCAAUGACGUGCCCGAGUUCGGCCAAGUUUGCGAUGCAGCCAUGCAGGUGGCAUCUGGCAAACGGAAGAAAGAGACGUUGGCGCAGGAGAUCAGCAAGGAGGCCCACGUCGGCUGCCGCAUCGAGCAGGAGGCCGAGCUUGCGACCGAGCAGGCGGUCAAGAGGCGUUGCUUCGGGGUCGCUCCGAGGUGCCUCGGCAUGAGCCCAGUGGAGCUCUUGGACAAGAACGGCCUGGAAGUUGCGUCUGGCUACCCUGUCGCCGUCGGCGGGGCGCCGCAGAGGAUCUUCUUCUACACCGAUGUCGCCGUGAAGAGAGGCAUCCCUGUGCUGGACUCGCGCGAGAACUUGAGCGACGUGCAGAUCCCAGCGAACCUCAAGCGGGCCUUCGACAUCCAGGAGCUCGGAGGCGGCAACAUGCAAAUGCCGAAUAACCUGAAGUCGUGGGAGCAGCUGGAGAUACGCAGCAGGACCAUCAGGCAGAAGCGCGACGAGCUGAGCGUGAGCAGGAAGAAGUCUGGUGAAAUGAUUCCAACAUCAGCCGACAAGCGCGACGGACAUGACAGCGAUGACGACCGCGAGAAAAGCGUGGAUGGAUAUGCUGCCGCUUCCUCGACCUGGAUUCCGCCGAGCAUGGCAGCUUCUGCAGAUGCGUCUCGCCUACAUGACCAAUGGAAGGCAACGAAUAAGAAGGGGUCCGCGUCCGCGGCGGCGUCUUCGAGGGAUAGGCAUCCGUCGCCGAGCCCACCGCCAAUCAGCAAGGGGAGCCCCGCCCAGAUUGUCGAUGCCAAUGUGGAGGACGGCACUCUGAAGAAGGUGGCUGCAGGCUACUUUGUCAAGACCCCGAAGUACUGGACCCAAGUCCUCGACAUCGCGCAGGGCGCAGCUGGCAACAACAUGUCCAAGGAUGUCGGCCAGGCCAAGCUUUGCCGCUCGAGGGAGGGCAAUACGACGGAGGCCGACAGGCUUGAGACGCAUCUCGAGCUGUUCGCCGAGAGCCUGAAGCUUUCGCCAUCGCAAGUCCACCUGUUGUCCGGCGACGCGCUGAAGAAGCUGCUUACUAAGUUGCAGGCCGUCAAUCCACAGCCAGCGUGGGCCCUCGAGACUAAGAGGGGUCUGACAACGAGGAAGUUCCAGUGCAUGUCUGACCUGACCCUCCAGCUCUCUGGAUCCAGCGAGCCCACGUGGACUGAGCUCGUCUGCGUACUCGACCCGAUCGGCAACAACAAGAGCCACGACUUCGACUUGCUCAACCCGACGUUCCACGCGGUCGCGAAGCAGAUGGGCCGCUGUCUUUACUGCGAGUUCGCGAAGGAGGACUACUUUGGCAAGGUCAUUCCCAAGAUCCUGUGUCAGAACAGCGCUGAAGGGGGACCGCAGGCUGAAGGAGAUGGGCUUAUAAGUGAAAAGGUGUUCACUCUACCAGAGGAUUUGCAGCUGGAAGACUGGAUCGUGGACUUCGGUAUUCAGAUGACUCUUCUUCACGAGUGCUUGGACUUCAUCGUGGAGCCGUACAUCGUCGAUUCUGAAGCCGAGGACCCUCGGAACCUUCUUCAACAAAUCCAGCAGGCAUCCAUCGUCACGAAGGCCGGCGACUUCUUUUCCAUGAUGGCGCCGUCGCUGGCCAACUGCCACCGCGCCCAGACCUUGAUCGCAGACUCCCUCAAGCCCAACGCGAAGUACGAGGCGAACUACGAGGAAGUGAAGAGCAUGGUGAGCAAGAUGGGGCAAUCAGCAAAUAAUGGAGAGCGUGAGGCGCCGUCCGCGUUGACGAGCAUCUGCACCAAGCUGUUGGCCUGGGAGGGGAACAUGCCCAAGGGUUCCUGCACUCGAGUCAGGGAGUUACUCUGGGCGCAGUUGGUAGGCAACUAUCAAUCAAUAUUCGGCGGCCACAACGAGGAUUCGAACCCAGAAGACGCCAAAGAGAUCCCAGCGGAUCGCAUGGCGACCAUCGUGGACAUGAAGGAGUGCCUUUCAACUGCCAGGGAAGUGUUCGUGGACAAGAUCGAGCUCAAGAGCUACGUCGAGAAGCUGACCCGUGCGAUCGGCUCAUUCGAUCAGGAGAAGAGGAUGAAAUAUAUCAGUGAGAUGUGCAGGGAGUACGUGGCCACGAAGGACAUCAAAACUUUGGUCAGGCUGGAGAACCUGCUGGGCCAGAUACCAGGAGGGGAUGCCCUUACGAAGGACGCCCUCGACUGCAUCUCGAAGGUGGUCAAGCACGCUUCUGCGCAUAUGAUGGAGGUAGCCAGCAAAGAGCACGACGGUGAAGCAGACGAGAGUGCCAGCGCCAAGGGAGGCAAGCACAUCGAAACGAUCUACCUCAUCACGAGUGCUGUCGGUCGAAUGGUCCCGCUCCUCAAGGCGAGCACUGAGCAGAUCAUGAUCAGGCUUGGCAAGUACGCCGACGGAAUUGUAUCUGCAGCGAAAAGCUUCGUCAACCUGGUGGAGGUGACCAACUGCGUGAAGGCCAUGGGUGCAGACGAAGAGGCAAUCAGCCAGUGUGAUCAGUGCAUGCCUCGCUUGCUGGAGCUCGGCCGGGCUCUGAACUCCUUCGACGCUGCCAUCGGGACUUGGAAGGCCGACGAGGGAGACGCCAACUUCGGUUGCAUCGAAUACGAGCGCGCCCUGGAUAUCAAGACGAAGGUCGCCACGGCUUUCAUCAAGCACCUGAAGACAGAAAACGAGAAGACAGAGAACGACGCGAAGCAGAUCUACGGCAUGGAGGGCUCUACGGUCAAGAGUUGGUUCGACGGCUUGGCGGCUGAUACGAAGUGGGUUGAGCUGGUCGAAUCUCGGCAGGCUCGCGACUUCCACGCGAACGUGUCCCUGGAAGCUGUGAAGGCCAAGUGCGAAGAGAUGGGCCAGCUCGUGCGCAAGCACGAUGACCUCUUCACGUUCCUGAAGAUGCCCUUGGUCAAGUGGGACUCGAUGAUGAAGGUUCGAGCGGACCUGGCCGCGCUGUACCUGGAGCUGCUCAUCUUGGACAAGGCUGGGAACGCGCAGAUCCAGAAGGCCGAGCUCAGGAGGCACGCGAUUGCGGCCAAGUCGUUAUGUGCUGACGCUUCGUCGGAGCUCAGCUCGAAGGGCGUCUUCCCGCCGAUCGCGGUGAAGAUGAAGCUCGCGCUGCAGGGCAAGGCCUAG
Molecule: messenger RNA, 3423 nt
Organism: Prorocentrum cordatum
Lineage: Eukaryota; Dinophyceae; Prorocentrales; Prorocentraceae
Source: the annotation of a GenBank genome assembly